AUGUCUACGAUAUCACAGCUGCUGCGUCAGACUAAACUGUCACAAGUUCCUCGACCUCGUGUGGGUGGGUCCAAGAGCAGGUGCUAUCCCACACAUCAGAUUAUUGAGACGAAACCGUCGACUCUCUCGCAUCAAGAAUGGGGGUUGAAGUCUACGCUUCCUUCGAAGAUUAGGACCAGGUACAUUGAAUUGGAUGCUCUGGAUUCUUUGGAACGGAUGACCAAGUUUGAGCCCAACGGUGGGAAUCAGUGGAUUAGACUUAGAUUCCAAGAGAUGGGAGUGGUUCCCUCGUAUCAGACAGGUAAAGUGAAUCCUUUGUUUCACAAGGAUGGAUCCUCAUACGAGUCAUUGACAGAGGUGAUUGAUGCCAAGAGUGGACAGGAAAGAUUGAAUAGGAGGAAAAUUGAGCAAAUCAAACAGGCUAGAAACGAUUUCAAGAAGUGGUUGAUUGACAAGCAUGCUAUGGACGUUGAUUUCAAACAUUUCAACGCCACAACUUUGAAAAAUCUGGCCAUUGAAUUCUUAAAUGAGCAGAUUAACACUAAGAGGUUGAAAUUUCCUAGAGAUAGAGUCAUUGGUAACGGUGGGUUAAGUUACAAACUGAAAGGAAGACUGGAUAAUUCACCUAACGGAGUUGUUACAAAACAUAUAGUACCCGGUAGAAUGGUAAAUAGUUCACAUCAGAAUCAAAAUGUCGCAGCUAUUGGUGGCUUCAUUGCUAGAUCUCUUGGUGAAAAUGAUAAAAAAAAUUCUUACAAUAAAGGUGAUUUUAUCAGAGAAUUAGUUUACCCAUUUACCAUUGAAAAUGUCACCAUGAAGGAUAAUGGUAAGACGGAAAUUCAAGCACGUUGUAACACUUCAUUAAAUGCAUCCACUAGGCAUUCAAUCAUGUCAUAUCAGUACCAACAAAGACAAUUGAAUUCUAGGACGAAAAAGAAGAAUAAAAUUUUAGAUCCUGAUGAAGUGAAGAAAGAGUAUGACAGUUUAGUCGAGACCCUAAAGGGAAUGAGAAAGCCGUAA
Molecule: messenger RNA, 1020 nt
Organism: Kazachstania africana CBS 2517
Lineage: Eukaryota; Fungi; Ascomycota; Saccharomycetes; Saccharomycetales; Saccharomycetaceae
Gene: MRP51
Product: mitochondrial 37S ribosomal protein bS1m
Exons: 1
Coding region: 1-1020 (339 amino acids)
Biological process (GO): mitochondrial translational initiation
Cellular component (GO): mitochondrial small ribosomal subunit
Molecular function (GO): structural constituent of ribosome
Source: RefSeq, a predicted model, not a curated record